UCGGCACUGGAAGCUUCCGGAGGAGCGUUGGUCGCGAGGAGCAAAUAGGCAUGGCGCAGCCGGCCGCGAGCAACACCAUCCAGGAGGUGACGGAGGCCAUCAUUUCCGUGUCUGCCCGGAGAAAGUUGGUGGACUUUUCAUUGACACCGGCUGCCAAGGAUGAGGCAAAGGAGGCGUUUGCGCGACGCGGUGCCAUUCCAGGCGUGCUAGCGUGCGUCGACGGCACGUUGAUCGCCGUUAUGAAGCCAGAGGGACUCAGCCCGGCCGACACGGCGAGCUUCAUGUCGAGAAAGGGUUAUUACGCCCUCAACGUCAUAGUCGUGUGCAACUCGGAACUUUGCAUCCUUGUUGUGGACCUCCGGCUCCCUGAUUCGGGCCACGACUCUUGGAUGUGGCAGCAUAAUCCACUGUGUACGCGCCUCGCCGCACAACUGCAGCCUGGCGAGUCUCUGCUUGGUGGCCAGCUACGACUAGUGCCAGGGAGCGCACCUUCUCCAGUAUGCCCUCCUGAGCCGCUGCCGUCCUCUCUGCCGCGAUGGCGAGCCGGGUGGUGGAUUGUUCGAUCCUUCGCAGCACCUGAAAUUAAUAAUUGUGGUGGAAUUGUUCAUAUGAGUUGCUGAUUACUCGCAACCAGCUCAUCGCUGGAAGCUGUUGUUGUCAAGAAUUGCAACGUGCACAACAAUUUCCCACCUCCCUCGCUGUAGCCACUGUAGUGUCUAUCCUCCUAACACAUCACAUAUCUUACGGCAAUGCCAUCCAAAACUACCCCCCUUACCCAAACCUUCUACCCCUUCCUCCGAGUGGCUGACCGCCGCAACCACCCUUCACGACCAACGAUUCCUUGGGGACUUCAUCGGCCUAGCGCUGAAGCAUGCCGCAAGCGACGCCCUGGACUCAGGGCACUGAUGCAUUUUUUAUCGCAGAAUAAAAAAAAGUGAGUUCUCUCUCUCUC
This is a messenger RNA of Dermacentor silvarum, 952 nucleotides long. RefSeq lists its product as uncharacterized. Bases 51 to 620 code for a protein of 189 amino acids. The record is from RefSeq and is a predicted model, not a curated record. The transcript has 3 exons. NCBI's taxonomy places the organism in Eukaryota, Metazoa, Arthropoda, Arachnida, Ixodida, Ixodidae.